UAUUGUUAUAUUCUUCUCCUUCCAGUGAAGACACUUUGCUGGAACGUCGAGUAAGUGUUAUUCACCAUGUCUUAGCCUAGUACAGCGCUGACAGUGGUAUACAGCACGACCUGGAUCUUUAUUGAACUAUACUUCUCCACCUGUCUUGUCGAUACGAAUAGCGUUAUAGUAUAUACCUUUCGAAAGCCGAAUCUGAGACCCGCAUGCUACCGGAAAACUCGACUAUCUAAAAAUGAUGCACCUGUUCAAAAGACUCGUCGCCCGUGACGAUGAAAAAAGCAAUGAUGAUAGACUUACUCCGGCCAUGGUCGAUCUUUUGAUCGCUCUUCUAGUUCUCGUUCUAGUCGGCAUUUGCCUUGUUGGUGCCCUUCUUGUUUUGCGCCGCAAGCGCCAAAAUCGGAAACGAUCCCAACUCCCGAUCCAUAACGGCCAGUGCACGACUCAUCAUCGCAGCCUCACAAUUUCUGCGCCACCAUAUGCCAAGACCGAGUCCGUCCUCGUCUACGAUGAGAAGAGGAGUCUCAUGGAGAACUCGUCGAGCCCUCCACCUAGCCCAGUCCCGGAGAUCCGCAUUACGUUCCCUGAGGAGGAAGAUGAAUCUGGAAAGCGCAAAUCUGGACGCAUGGUGGUUGUAAGAAUCAGCGAUGCUGGCGGUGUGGGACUGGAGCCAUGCCAUGACGAAUUGCCACCAUAUCAGUCCAGUGAUGCGGAGCGUUUCCAAUCCUUGGACAUUGAGCGCAUGGGCGGACUCAAGGAGAAAGAGGAUGUAAAAAGAUGGUCUUGAACGAACCGUUGAUAACUAGAAACCAGCGGCCGUCUAUUCUAUCCGUGAUACCCCUUCCAACCUCUUACCCUUCGACGAUUUCAAAAAGGCAUGACGACAUCCCGGCGAAGAUUUUUCUUUUUUUUCCGUUUCUAUUAUAUCGCCAGUUGUGUUUCGUUGUAUCUUUGUGACUUGCACAUACGCGGAAUGAUAUCUCCUGUCUGACCACUGCACUACUAAUCAUCG
Molecule: messenger RNA, 1009 nt
Organism: Aspergillus pseudotamarii
Lineage: Eukaryota; Fungi; Ascomycota; Eurotiomycetes; Eurotiales; Aspergillaceae
Exons: 1
Coding region: 233-784 (183 amino acids)
Source: RefSeq, a predicted model, not a curated record